AUGUCUUCUCAUUCUUCCUCUUCAUCUUCACUGAAUUUGGAGGACAAAACCACCAUGGAUUUGGUCCAACAAUCUGAGCAUCUUUGCUAUGUCCGGUGCAACUUCUGCAACACUGUUCUUGCGGUUGGAAUUCCAUGCAAAAGGUUGUUAGAUGCUGUGACAGUGAAAUGCGGGCACUGUGGCAACCUCUCCUUUCUUAGCACCAGGCCUCCCCCUCCACUGCAAGGUCAAUGUUUUGAACAUCAGCCAACCAUUCAGACUUUCUUCAGUGAUAUGAAAAAAGGUCAAUCUUCUUCAUCAUCCUCAUCAACCUCCGGUGAACCAUCAUCCCCCAAAGCACCCUUUGUUGUGAAACCCCCUGAGAAGAAGCAUAGGCUUCCAUCUGCCUACAAUAGGUUCAUGAAGGAGGAGAUCCAACGUAUUAAAGCUGCGAAUCCAGAAAUACCACAUCGAGAGGCUUUCAGUGCAGCAGCAAAAAAUUGGGCUAGGUACAUUCCUACUGCACCAACCGGGUCCAUUGCCGAGAGCAGCAAUAGCAACCAUGCUUAG
Molecule: messenger RNA, 549 nt
Organism: Coffea eugenioides
Lineage: Eukaryota; Viridiplantae; Streptophyta; Magnoliopsida; Gentianales; Rubiaceae
Product: protein CRABS CLAW
Exons: 7
Coding region: 1-549 (182 amino acids)
Biological process (GO): multicellular organism development; leaf development; floral meristem determinacy
Cellular component (GO): nucleus
Source: RefSeq, a predicted model, not a curated record